AUGUUUUUGAAGGCGGGUAAAGGGAAAAAAAUAACAACAGCGAGCGUAGAUGGGCUUGGCUGUGUCGUUAUGGAGCCCCCUUUGAGCAAGAGGAACCCGACACUGAGAUUAGCGGAUUUGGCAGCGGCUCAGCCCCAUCCUCACCAGAACAUGACAGGCUUCCCGGGGCUGGGGAACCACCACGUCCACCCCCACCACGCGGCCCACCUCCACCCCGGGGGCGGCGGCGACCCCGGUGGCGCCCUCACGCCGCUCGGACCCGAGCACAUGGCGCAGCCCGCCGCCCUCAAGCUCACGCCCGAGGCGCUCACCGCCGCCGCCUUCGCCGCGCCCGCCGCCACCACUACCACCGCCGCCGCCGCCACCGCCACCGCCGCGGCGGGCCGGGACUUUCUCCUGCGGCGGGAGCUGCCCGCCGCCGCUCCGCCGUGCACGGGGACGCUGGGCGAGCAGCACCCGCCCCGCCGGCUCCCCCACACCCUUCCGCACCCGCCACCGCACGGCGUCUUCAUCUCGGCCGCCGGCACCUACGGCGCGACCGACGGGGCGCACGCCGCCUUCCCGUCGCCCGGCGAGCAGGGCGCGCCCGCCGGCCGCCACCCGCCGCUCAACGGGCAGAUGCGUCUGGGGCUGGCGGCCGCCGGCGGGGAGCUCUACGGGCGCGCCGAGGCGCACUACGGGGCCGCCGCCGCCGCCUCCACCUCCUCGGCGUUGCAAGGCUACGGCUCCGUCAACCUCAACCUGGCGGCGGCCGGCCACGGGCACCCGCAGCGGCUGGGGCCUUCCUGUCGGUACAUGCGACAGCCCAUCAAGCAAGAGCUGAUCUGCAAGUGGAUCGACCGGGAGCCGCCUCCUCCACCUCCGCCGCCGCCACCGGGCGGUAGGAAGCCUUGCUCCAAAACUUUCAGCACGAUGCAGGAGCUGGUGAGCCAUGUCACCGUGGAGCACGUCGGUGGGCCCGAGCAGAGCAGCCACGUGUGCUACUGGGAGGAGUGUCCCCGUGAAGGCAAGCCCUUCAAAGCGAAAUACAAACUCAUCAACCACAUCCGAGUGCAUACGGGAGAGAAACCCUUCCCUUGCCCCUUCCCCGGCUGCGGGAAGGUCUUCGCUCGCUCCGAAAACCUCAAGAUCCACAAAAGGACUCAUACAGGGGAGAAGCCCUUCAAGUGCGAGUUCGACGGCUGCGAGAGGAAGUUCGCCAACAGCAGCGACCGCAAGAAGCAUUCCCACGUCCACACCUCGGACAAGCCCUACUACUGCAAGAUCCGCGGCUGCGACAAGUCCUACACCCACCCCAGCUCCCUGCGGAAGCACAUGAAGAUCCACUGCAAGUCCCCGCCGCCCUCCCCGCCGCCGGGCUCCCAGGGCUACGCGGCAGCGGGACCCCCCGACGGCCCGCUGCCCCCCGAGGCCGACCCGGCCGCCGAGCCGCCCCGCGGCCGCGCCGCCGCGCUCUCCCCGCCGGUCACCAACCUCAGCGAGUGGUACGUCUGCCAGGCCGGGGGUGCUCCCCGCCGGCCCCCGCAGCCCCUCUAGCCGUGACACCUCCCCAGCAUCCGAGGAGGAUGAGCCCCACAGGACCUCGGGAGGCAGAACUGCUCCUAGGGCCGUGCCGAGCCGUGCCAAGCUGCCGGUGG
Molecule: messenger RNA, 1637 nt
Organism: Vidua macroura (Pin-tailed whydah)
Lineage: Eukaryota; Metazoa; Chordata; Aves; Passeriformes; Viduidae
Gene: ZIC5
Product: Zic family member 5
Biological process (GO): central nervous system development; regulation of transcription by RNA polymerase II
Cellular component (GO): nucleus
Molecular function (GO): DNA-binding transcription factor activity, RNA polymerase II-specific; RNA polymerase II cis-regulatory region sequence-specific DNA binding
Source: RefSeq, a predicted model, not a curated record